AUGGAGGAAGACUACGGGGACGAGCGGAGACUUCUAAGCACGUGGGCCGUUGAGUGCAUAGAAGCAGAGUCAGUUGAAGAUAUCAUUGAUCCAUAUCUGAUGGGGAAGAUUUCGCCUCUUUGUUUGAACGUGUUUGUGGAAAUUGCUAAGAAAUGCGUCCUCAAGAGCGGAACUGAACGACCUCCAAUGAAUGAUGUUGUGCGAAACCUCGAGCUUGCUCUGCAACUGCAGGAAACGGCUGAUGCUGUUGUUGGAAAUAGUGGCCUAGUUACACAUACAACACUAUACUAUUUGGAAGAGAAUAGAAAUGGAGGAAAAUAUUUCUUAUUUCACUUUAUAUAUUAUUUGACUAGAGUACAUGAAUAUAUAGGCCUCACAUAUGUAUGUGUAACCAUUACAUUUAAAUGUCCAUAA
Messenger RNA from Cornus florida, 414 nucleotides. Its product is annotated as receptor-like protein kinase ANXUR2. The record is from RefSeq and is a predicted model, not a curated record. The coding region runs from base 1 to 414 and encodes 137 amino acids. Gene Ontology annotation, biological process: protein autophosphorylation. Gene Ontology annotation, molecular function: transmembrane receptor protein tyrosine kinase activity. Gene Ontology annotation, cellular component: plasma membrane; plasmodesma. The transcript has a single exon. Lineage: Eukaryota; Viridiplantae; Streptophyta; Magnoliopsida; Cornales; Cornaceae.